ACAAAUUCUUCUCAAUCUUACAAUUUUAUUAGUAUUUCAUGUUUAGUACUUAAGCGUUAACGUAAGAAAUCCGGAGGCCACAUUUCCUUAUCGGAAAACAACCUUCUUCCGUGUCUUUACUCUUACAUAGCACACAUUUUUUUUCCUUGUUUAUUCGCUAAUGUUGAUGUAUACAUGGAUAACACUUGUCUUUAUUGAUUUUUCUAAGUAAGCGGUAGGAACCAUGCACUAUGUCAGCAUAAUAUAGGUCUCAUAUGUCAUGUACGCUGAUUUGAGUAAGAAUUUGUUGCAUACGUAUAUAUAUGUAUGCACAUAUUUAUACACUUUACAUUCAUUUAUCAUGCACAUUUGUACGGCAUACUUGUAUAUUUUGUGUAUGUAAAUCGGGUAUGAUGUGAGUCGCACCAUGCAAGUUCAUGGCUAGCUCGAGUUCUUUUACAAGAAUAGAUAGAGAAAAUUCCAUUGUCCGGAUAAAGAGAAUUAUAUACAGGGAAUCAUAUCACUCCAUGAACAAGACAAGAGAGUAUUAGACAGACAAGCCCCUUAAAAGUAUUGGGCAGGCUGAUAAGGACAACCUAAAUCAGUUGCCGAAAUUGACUCUAUUGGAUUGCAAAGUUUUAAUUAACCGGCACUUCAUGAAAAUGCAGAAUCAAACUCAGGAAUCGACGUACCAUCCGAGAACACUGAUCAUCAGAUGGUGGUGUCUGUGAACAAUUCAGAGCAUCUGACUCAACCUGUAAGAAUGGAAGAAUCAUCGCCUGAUCCGCCAUUCGAACAAACAUACAAGAAUCUCUUCGAUAGCUUAACGGGCACGCCGCAGAAGAAUUUUCAGGAGCUUUCAGCUGUGGAGGAAUGCGAACUUCCGUUGAUCGAUCUCAACCAGUUAAACCUGGGAGAUUCUGAAAGACAGGCAUGCAAGAAGCAGAUUGCUCAGGCCUCGCAAGAAUGGGGUUUCUUCCAGGUGAUCAACCACGGAAUUUCCCGCGAGGUAUUGGGCAAAAUGAGGGAAGAACAGGUGAAGCUCUUCAAGAAGCCGUUCUACGAGAAGACAAACUACAAAGACUUGAACUUCUCCGCUGGAAGUUAUCGAUGGGGAACACCUUCUGCUACUUGCUUGAAGCAGCUCUCCUGGUCAGAAGCUUUUCACGUUUCGUUGAGUGAUGUUUUGGGCUCAGGCGGCCGCAACAGCCUCAGGUCAAUAAUGGAGCAAUUUGCGGUAAUGGUGUCGGAACUAUCACAAAAAUUGGUAGACAUAUUAGCAGAGGAAAUGGGUGAGAAAUCAGGCUUCUUCAAGGAAACAUGUCUGCCCAGCACUUGCUACCUCCGAUUAAAUAGAUACCCACCAUGCCUAAUACAUCCUCAGAUGUUCGGAAUAAUGCCACACACUGACAGCGAUUUCAUCACUGUCUUGCACCAAGACCACAUCGGAGGACUCCAAUUAGUCAAAGACGGCAAGUGGUUUGCCGUUAAACCCAAUCAGGACGCCCUCAUCAUCAACAUUGGAGAUUUGUUUCAGGCAUGGAGCAAUAAUGUGUAUAAAAGCGUGGAACAUAGGGUUGUGGCUAAUCCGGUGAACGAGAGGUACUCCGCUGCCUACUUCUUUUGUCCAUCUUACGACACAGUGAUACAGAGUGGAGUGCAGCCUUGUGUUUACAGAAGCUUUAGCUUUGGAGAGUACCGCGAACAGGUCCAACAAGAUGUCAAGAUUUUUGGACAUAAAAUAGGACUCCCCAGGUUUCUCCUACAAACUCAUUAGACUACCAAAAUUUUGAUCCAAAUUGAGUUUGAUCGGAUCUAAACUAAUUAUAUGGUAAGUGCAAUACACUUGUGGUGUGAUUAGUGUAUAGUUUCAGAUAAAUGACCAAUCACCUGACUGUUAAAAGGAAUUAAUUUGCCAUCUUGGAUAAACUUUUGGAGGUGAAGAGGCAUUCAAAUAUUCAACCUUAAGAAAAAAAAAAGAUUGCAUUGGAAGUACGAUAGAGAUUUAAUAUUUUUGACUAUCCUAUUGUAUUCCUAUAUUCUAGAUUUCUCCAUUGAGUACUAUAAAUAUGUGUAAUGUGUUAUGGCACUGAGGUAAAUGAAAAAGUAAGUAAGAAAGAGAGUGAAGCAUGGAAACAAUAUUUUGUAAGAGAGUGUGCUGUAGCAA
This is a messenger RNA of Sesamum indicum (sesame), 2146 nucleotides long. Its product is annotated as gibberellin 2-beta-dioxygenase 8. The record is from RefSeq and is a predicted model, not a curated record. NCBI's taxonomy places the organism in Eukaryota, Viridiplantae, Streptophyta, Magnoliopsida, Lamiales, Pedaliaceae.